AUGGGCGUCUGGACCUCAGGCACCGACAUCUUCUUAAGCCUUUGGGGGACGUAUGUGUCUCCAAGAAGCCCUGGAUGGGUGGCCUUUACCCAGCACGUGGGCGUUUGCUGUUUUGUUGCUUUCAUUUCCGUGGGCCUCCUCUCUGGGGCCUUCUACUGGUUCCUGUCCUCAUUCAUCAUCUUCAUCACCUCCUGGGUGGCCACGUGCGUUCUGCUGUGCUGCUCCAAGCACGCACGGUGUUUCAUUCUGCUCUUCUUCCUCUCGUGCGGCCUGUGUGAAGGCAGGAACGCUUUGACCGCUGCCGGCACAGGGGUGGUCAUCUUUGGACACGUGGAAAAUAUCUUUCACAACUUUAAAGGGCUCCUGGAUAGUAUGACUUGCAACUUGAGGGCAAAGAGCUUUUCCAUCCAUUUCCCACUUUUGAAAAAAUAUAUCGAAGCAAUUCGGUGGGUGUACGGCCUUGUCACUCACCUGAGUCUAUUUGAUGAUCUUGUGUCUUGGAACCAGACCCUGGAGGUCUCUCUUUUCAGUCCCAGCCAAGCCCUGGAGGCUCAGCUCAACGACACCAUGGACAAAGCCCUGGGUGUCUUGUACCAGAUGGUGACGGCGACGGAGGUGCUGUGCUCCCUGGGGCGGCAGCUCCUUGCCCUCACGGGGCUGCUGCUGGUGCUGCUUGGCACUGGCCUCUUCAUGAAGCGAUUCUUGGACCCUUGUGGCUGGAAGUUUGAGAACAUCUACCUCACCAGGCAAUUUGUUCAGCUGGACGAAAGGGAGAGGCGUGAACAGAGGCCCUGUGUCCUCCCGCUGAAUAAGCAGGAAAGAAAGAAGUAUGUUGUCAUCCCGUCUUUCUGGCUGACUCCUAAAGACAGGAGGAACCUGGGCCUGUUUUUCCUCCCGGUUCUUACCCACCUCUAUAUCUGGCUGCUAUUUGCAGCCAUAGAUUACCUGCUAUACUCGCUCAUUUUCUCCAUGAGCAAACAUUUCCAAAGCUUGCCAGGGCUCGAGGUGCACUUGAAACUGCACAGACAGGAACAAGGGACUCAAGACAUCAUCCAUGAUUCUUCCUUUAAUAUAUCUCUGUUUGAACCGACCUGCAUCCCUAAACCGAAGCUCCUUCUGUCUAAGACGUGGAUUCCUCUCAGCAUCAUUCUUGUGAUACUAGUGAUGCUGGGACUAUUGUCCUCUGUCCUGAUGCAACUUAAAAUCCUGGUGUCAGCAUCCUUCUACCCAAGCGUGCAGGGGGAGCGCAUGCAGUACCUCCACGCGAGGAUACUGAAGAAAAGGUCAAAGCAGCCAGUGGGAGAAGUAAAAGGGAAACUGAGUCUGUACUUUACAAAGAUUCAUUUCUGGCUUCCAGUCUUGGAAGUGAUUGGGAAGAAACAAAUGGACAUUGCCAGUGAAGACAACCCAGAAGAGACCCCACAAAGCUCUUCAUCCACCCUGUGCCAGCAGUUCUUCUCAAGUCUACAGAUGGCGGCACUUCCUCAUCCCCAGCGAGAGAGAACUGCACAGCGGGAUCCUUCAGCGGCCUGA
Molecule: messenger RNA, 1533 nt
Organism: Budorcas taxicolor (takin)
Lineage: Eukaryota; Metazoa; Chordata; Mammalia; Artiodactyla; Bovidae
Gene: DCSTAMP
Product: dendrocyte expressed seven transmembrane protein
Exons: 3
Coding region: 1-1533 (510 amino acids)
Cellular component (GO): membrane
Source: RefSeq, a predicted model, not a curated record